CUCCUCCUGUUCCUUCUCCUCCUCGUCCGCCCUCCUCCUCCUGCUGCCGGGUCCGGGGACCGGCGGCGGCGGGCUGGCCAUGGCGGCCCUCCGCAAGAAGCUGGUGGUGGUGGGCGACGGCGCCUGCGGCAAGACGUGCCUGCUGAUCGUGUUCAGCAAGGACGAGUUCCCCGAGGUGUACGUGCCCACCGUGUUCGAGAACUACGUGGCCGACAUCGAGGUGGACGGCAAGCAGGUGGAGCUGGCCCUGUGGGACACGGCCGGCCAGGAGGACUACGACCGGCUCCGGCCCCUGUCCUACCCGGACACCGACGUCAUCCUCAUGUGCUUCUCCGUCGACAGCCCGGACUCGCUGGAGAACAUCCCGGAGAAGUGGGUGCCCGAGGUCAAGCACUUCUGCCCCAACGUGCCCAUCAUCCUGGUGGCCAACAAGAAGGACCUGCGCCACGACGACCACGUGCGCGGCGAGCUGGCCCGCAUGAAGCAGGAGCCCGUGCGCACCGAGGACGGCCGGGCCAUGGCCCUGCGCGUCCAGGCCCACGACUACCUCGAGUGCUCCGCCAAGACCAAGGACGGCGUCAGGGAGGUCUUCGAGACGGCCACCCGCGCCGCCCUGCAGAAGCGCCACGGCGCCCAGACCGGCUGCGCCAACUGCUGCAAGCUGCUCUGAGCCCCGGGGGACACCGAGGCCCCGAGGCCCCGAGGCCCCCUCGGCGGGCGGUUGGGACGGCGCACCCCACGAAGAGGACC
Molecule: messenger RNA, 750 nt
Organism: Tachyglossus aculeatus (Australian echidna)
Lineage: Eukaryota; Metazoa; Chordata; Mammalia; Monotremata; Tachyglossidae
Gene: RHOB
Product: ras homolog family member B
Exons: 1
Coding region: 80-670 (196 amino acids)
Biological process (GO): small GTPase-mediated signal transduction
Molecular function (GO): GTP binding; GTPase activity
Source: RefSeq, a predicted model, not a curated record